AAAGGCGCUCGGCACUUUCCGGCGGUUGCUGGUUUCCAUGGAGACACUUCCGGGCGGCAGAGACAAGUGAGGAAGAGAAGAGAGAGAGCAGGAUGGCGAGAGCGGGGGGAGGCAAGGUUGUCUCUUCUGGGAGGAUUUUGGUUCCGGUCCGGCCCCUGAGUUGUAGGAGGAGGACUGCCCCCAGGAAGAUCUCCACCACCUCCGCCGACUCCGGAUACUCCCUGUGCUCCACCGACUCCGAGGACCAGGUUUUAGUCAUCAAUAAAGGAUUGGAUCGAUGUGCGGCUUUAUUACAAGACAUCCUGCAGAGCGAGGCACGAGACAAGGCAACAAAAGCGCCCAAAGCGACCUUUCCAAGAGCCCAUUGUAAAUCCUCUGUAAAAGUGAAGAAGAACGCAGUGAAGAAGCCGUCUACCGCAUCACAUGUGCACAGAGAGAAAGUUGUUGUCAGGAAGUUGGCCCCCUCAGGGGGUUGUAAUAACGUGAAGGGGGAGGGGCCCCCUGUGACCGCCUCCUCUCCAGCACUGCCCGUCGCUAACUGUGACCUCAUACAGACCCAGAUGCAGCUUCUGAACAGAGCCGCCUGCAAUGCUGCGUCUGCACCAGCCCCCGAAUCCGCUGUAAUGUUCAACUACCGCCUGCCGACAUCAACCCCGACCCUCCUGUCACCGCAACAGCCGGCAAACCCUCCUCCGGAUGCCGGCUAUGGAGUGUAUUACCAGUCUCUGCCACUGGGGGGAGCAGCUCACCUUCCAUCAGUUAGUUCCGCGCCCCUGUCACACUCUGUGCCCCCCGCAGCCUGUAAUGUACCUGUGCAGCAAACCUCCAACGCUUCCUCCUAUCAGCCGACCCGCCCAGCUGACAUGCAGUCCGGUAAUUAUAUGAACCAGAUCCGCGACUCGGAUCUCCUGCAGUGUGUGGCCGCACAUUUGGCACAGCUGCGCAGUCAGGAAGCAACAAACGCACCCGAGCCGGAAAAAGAGAGACUUGUGACCGAGACUGAGGAGGUGUCAACUGAUGAGGAGGAGAUGAGGGACAAGGCCGUGGCAAGAGACAUCAGCUGUCAGACGAGCUUCAACAGCCAGAAAAAGAGCAGCCCCGAAAAAACCCAACGGAAGAUCCGAACCGUCAAAUAUCUUCUGGGAGAGAUAAAGACUCUAGUGGCCGAUCAAGAUGACGGGGAGGCUCUGCGUCUGGUUACAGAGCUGGAGCACAACGUGUCUCUUCUGCCGGCGGUGGUGGGGGGUACGAAUGUUCAUGCGGAGAUCGCCCUGGCCCUGCAGCCCCUGAGGAGCGAUAACACCCAGCUGAGGAGGAGACUGCGAAUCCUGAACCAGCAGCUGAGAGAUCGGGAGAGAACGGCGAGAUCAGACGAGCAGAGCAAUGAAGUGACGUCCCUCCAGUCUAUGAAUGAGACAUUACAGCAGCAGCUGACAGAGUCCCAGAAAAGCCUGGAGUCCCAGCAGAAUAAGAACGAGGAGCUUCUGAAGGUGGUGGAGACCCAGAAAGAGGAGAAGGAAACCCUCUGCCAGGUCAUCCAAGAGAAGGAACGGGAAAUCCUUCAGAUUCUGCAGCAGAAGAGCGAGUCGGAAGGCGCGGUGGGGAACAUGAAGAGCCUCCAGUUUAGGUUGGAGUCUGCGGAGAAGGAGAAUCAGAUUCUGGGGAUAACGCUGCGGCAGAGAGACGUGGAAGUUGCCAGACUGAGAGAACUCGCCAGGACUCUGCAAGCCAGCAUGGCCAAGCUGCUGUGUGACCUGGGAAAGGACACCACCAAAGCCAGGCCCGGGGCUCCUCUGACGCAGGCCGCACUGGUCAGCUUUGAGAAGCAGCUCCGCACUGACCAAUGUCCGGCCAGCAGCUCCAUCCUCAGCUACCUCAAGAGACUGGAGAUGGAUCAAGUGAUCCCGGGUAGCAGCGAUCAGCCGGAUCCCGCUGCUUCCACCUACCAGAAGGAACUGACCUCUGACCCCAGCGAUGACUUUAUCAUGAAUUAUCCGAGACCUGAGUCCUCCAUCCCCUCCCAUAGCCCCCAAAAGCUCCGCCCAGAAGGCAACAGCCGGUCCUGUUCCCUGAUCGGCGACGAGUACAAGCCGGAUGAGACCACCUACUUACCGCUGGCCAGUAGCCCCCGCAAAGCCAACUUUGCACCCGCCGCUCGGCUGAUGUGCACCCCACCGAAGACCUGCAGCGCAGAGAGAGACGUCGGGGAGAAGAUGAAGGUCUUCGGUGUUUCCGAGGGGAACCGCCCCAUUCAGAGGAGUUUAUUCGAUGUCCCGGACACGGCGGGGAAGCCCAACAAGACCCGAGAUGUAGACGUGCCAAAACCUAAAGAGCCCUCCGGGGGUCAUCCGCCCCUCCUCCAUCAUCUGAGCAACCUGAGAAUUACUGACAGUCGCCUGAACGAGCACUCGGCGUUCGAUGUCAUGUCUGCGACAUCCGAUUGGUCCAUUGCCUCUUUCUCCACCUUCACCUCACACGACGAGCAGGAUUUCCGGAACGGUCUGGCCUCUCUGGAUGCCAAUAUCGCCAAAUUACAGAGGACUUUACAGAGCGCCAACAACAAGUAAUGUGGAUAGUUGUACCCGUAAAUUAUGUUUACUUUUUAUUUUUCUAAUGAAAUAUUUAAUAAUAAAAUUUGGUUUGGAAGUGU
Messenger RNA from Rana temporaria (common frog), 2650 nucleotides. RefSeq names its product coiled-coil domain containing 14 (gene CCDC14). The coding region runs from base 93 to 2567 and encodes 824 amino acids. Gene Ontology annotation, biological process: protein localization to centrosome. Gene Ontology annotation, cellular component: centriolar satellite. The transcript is spliced from 13 exons. The record is from RefSeq and is a predicted model, not a curated record. Lineage: Eukaryota; Metazoa; Chordata; Amphibia; Anura; Ranidae.